AAAAAAACACCAUCUAAUCUUCACUACAACCUCAUAAAAGGAAAAACCCUCUCAACCUGUCAUGUCUCUCAGAGAGAAGCAGCAGAUGAAUCUGGACUCUGAGAGUGCAGCACACACUGGUAUGGAGUGUCAGUCGAGGUCCUCUCAGAAGUACCUGCUGCUGCAGGUGUGGUGUGGUAUCCUCACUGUGGCCAUGGUGGUAAUGGCUGCAGUUCUCACUUCAAUCAAGCCAAAGUCAGAUGAGAUUUCCUUUCACAAGCUUGUUGCUGCAAAUCAAGAAGAAGUCACCACACUGAAGCCAGAUGUCACUUCAGCAGUCAGCACUAUUAUGGCUCCCUUAAAAUCAAUAGGUACUGCGUCAGGAUCCACUCCCUCAUACAUCGAGCUUGUCAAGUACAUGCAUUCUUGGCAAACCUCACACAGCUGUGACCUCUGCUCCCUGGUCCUGCGUAACGACUCUAUUCUCUGCACGAAGGACAGCGUCUACUUCAUGUACGCCCAGGUCACCUUCAGCAAGAACCCUUCGAAAAACCAGACCAGGCGUGUGAUUUUGAAAAGAAAUGCCUCGUUUGGUAGAAGUGCGAGGAUACUGACUGAGAGCACCUUCCCACACACAACGGAGGGCUCUGUAUGGGUGGCCAAGAUCGUCAGCCUCCUAGAGGGAGACAGUGUCAUCUUAAAUAUCACAGAUGAUUUUCUAAGAGACAGCAAAUACACAUUCUGGGGUGCCUAUCCGCUUCAUUAGCACUGCCAGUCUCCAGGAUUCGAUACAGUACAAGAGAGAAUCAUUCAGGGUUGGACUUGCAUGUUAUUAGUAAUCCUAUACUUUCAACAGAAGUUGUUCGUCACCUGUGUUUUGUUCCCAUAGCUUGCACUGGAUAUUUAACCAAAUGUCACUCCAGAUUGUCCUCAAAAUCACAGGGUUUCAGUGAUGUUCAACAAUUACUGUAUCUUGUUUCUUGCAGGGUAGUAAACCUUUUAAUAAUCUUUGUGGUCAACAUGGAACACUAAAAUGCUAAGAGCUACAUCGGGCAGGGUGAGGAAGGUUUUAAUAACAAAAUGGACCAAAACCUUUAAAUAAAAGGUCAUCUUCAUAUCCUAUUGACUUUGGAUGAAAAUAUCUUGGCAAAACAACAAACAUCAGUCCAACCUUAGCAGAGUCUCUUCUCUUGAAAUUGUGUGGCGUUGUAAAUAAGAUAGAAGAUGAAGAAGAUAACUGCAUUUUAAAAUGUAUGCAAAGUGUGACUGCCUGGGGCAUGAAUAUGUUUGUCUUCACUGCUAUGUUCUUGUGUAAUUUAUGAAAUGGAAUACUAUAUUGGUGGUGGUUA
This is a messenger RNA of Chelmon rostratus (copperband butterflyfish), 1328 nucleotides long. RefSeq lists its product as uncharacterized. Gene Ontology annotation, biological process: immune response. NCBI's taxonomy places the organism in Eukaryota, Metazoa, Chordata, Actinopteri, Chaetodontiformes, Chaetodontidae. The transcript has 7 exons. Gene Ontology annotation, cellular component: membrane. The coding region runs from base 62 to 745 and encodes 227 amino acids. Gene Ontology annotation, molecular function: tumor necrosis factor receptor binding. The record is from RefSeq and is a predicted model, not a curated record.